AUACCUUUAACAAAAUAGAGUAAUCGAAUUUCCAGAAAUGGCAGAGUUAGCUACACUACUUCAUCAAGAAAUUCCAGAAGGAAGACAUAAUCUUUCAGAUAGUCAUACUAAUCUUGAACGUGUUGCUGAUUAUUGUGAAGCUAAUUAUUUUCAAGCAGAUAACAAACGUAUUGCUUUAGAAGAGACAAAAAAUUAUACUACUCAAUCUCUUGCAAGCGUUGCUUAUCAAAUAAAUACAUUAGCAUAUAAUUUUCUACAAUUACUUGAUUUACAAUCUUCUCAAUUGUCAGAAAUGGAAAGUCAGAUGAAUCAUAUUUCUCAAACUGUAAUGAUUCAUAAAGAAAAAGUAGCAAGAAGAGAAAUUGGUGUACUCACAGCAAACAAAAUGACUUCCAGACAGUAUAAAAUCAUUGCUCCUGCAAAUCCAGAAAAACCUAUUAAGUAUGUAAGAAAAAAUAUUGAUUAUACUAUUUUUGAUGACAUUGGACAUGGAGUACGAGGUACAGAAACUCCUAGAAUUAAGCAACGAGGAGGAAGUCAAAGUAGUGUUCAGAGUUUAGGAGCAUCUUCAACUGGUUCUGGAUUAAUUUCAAAUAUAGUAGGACCAGCCCCAACAACAAAACCACCUACUCCACCACAAGUAGGAAGAACAGGAACAUUAAACAAAAGCUCCAAAGAAUAUAGAACACCACCAGCUGUUGCACCUCCUCAAGUACCAAGUCAUUAUGCUCCAAAUUAUCCUUUAGGGCACCCUAGAAGAGAAAGAGGACCUGGAUAUAGUACUCUUCCAAUGCAUAUUCACACUACACACUCUAAUAAUUCAAACAUAAUACUUAGUCAUCCAUUACAAGUUGGAACAGUACAUCCUCUUCAAAAUCAUAUACAAAGUUCAACAGCAACAGUGCAAAAUUUAAAUUCAAUUCAGAUUGGAAUAUCUUAUAAUCAGGAGCAUCAUAUUAAUAUGCCACCACCACCAUCUCCGCUUACAGCAAAUUCAGAAGUAUUGGAUUAUUCUGGUCAUAAUACUCUACCUCAUAGAUUUCCUCAUCAAUAUAAUUGUAGUGGAACUGGUAGUCCUCCAUUACCUCCACCUCCUUCAGAUCAUGAAGAACUUUCUCAAUUUGGUAGAUUAGUCUCAUGUACUGGAACUAUUAGACCAAUUGUACCUGAAGAAGAAGAUCUACCUGGAUGGGUUCCAAAAAAUUACAUAGAAAAAGUGAUUGCAAUUUAUGAUUAUUAUGCAGACAAAGAAGAUGAAUUAAGUUUUCAAGAAAGCUCAGUUAUAUACGUUCUAAAAAAAAAUGAUGAUGGUUGGUGGGAGGGUGUGAUGGAGGGAAUUACAGGAUUAUUUCCAGGAAAUUAUGUUGAACAUUGUGUAUAAAUUCUAUAUCGUGUGAUACUUGAAUAAAAAAAUUCAC
Ceratosolen solmsi marchali is the source of this 1418-nucleotide messenger RNA. It is a transcript of the gene Abi, whose product is annotated as tyrosine kinase Abl. Lineage: Eukaryota; Metazoa; Arthropoda; Insecta; Hymenoptera; Agaonidae. The transcript has 4 exons. Gene Ontology annotation, cellular component: lamellipodium; SCAR complex; actin-based cell projection. Gene Ontology annotation, molecular function: SH3 domain binding; signaling adaptor activity. The record is from RefSeq and is a predicted model, not a curated record. Bases 38 to 1381 code for a protein of 447 amino acids. Gene Ontology annotation, biological process: neuron migration.